Messenger RNA from Aethalodelphis obliquidens (Pacific white-sided dolphin), 1498 nucleotides. Its product is annotated as protocadherin beta-4-like. The annotation marks the transcript as partial. The record is from RefSeq and is a predicted model, not a curated record. Gene Ontology annotation, biological process: homophilic cell-cell adhesion. The transcript has a single exon. Gene Ontology annotation, cellular component: plasma membrane. Gene Ontology annotation, molecular function: calcium ion binding. Lineage: Eukaryota; Metazoa; Chordata; Mammalia; Artiodactyla; Delphinidae.
UAAGGAGCCCUAAAAAGCUCCCGUGUUCCUUUGUUGCCAGACGAAAUCAACACCACACAGAAGCAGCUUUGCCAGCCGUGCUGGGUUACCAACGAGUUUGGGUAGCGAUAUACUAAACGACUUUAAGAUUAAAAGCAAUUUUGUGAAGAUUCUACCAAGCAAGAAGUCAGAAUUUAAUACCUCGGGUCUUUUUGUGGUUGCUGAAGGGAUUGGAUGUAAGCACUCUGGCUCCAACAUGGAGACGCUAGAGAGAAUUCAACAAAACAGGCAAGUGAUGACAUUUAUUUUGAUAGUACUCUUAUCUCAGGCUCACCCUGCGCCUAUUCGUUAUUCUGUGCUGGAAGAAACAGAGAGCGUCUCCUUUAUAGCCCAUUUGACCAAGGACCUGGGCCUGGGAAUUGGGGAGCUGGCCGCCCGGUCGGCCCAGGUGGUGUGUGACGAUGACAAGCAGCGCUUGCUGCUAGAUCGCCAGACUGGAGAUUUGCUUUUGAGGGAGAAACUAGACCGGGAAGAUAUAUGUGGCCCCGUUGAACCCUGUGUGCUGCAUUUCCAAGUGUUCCUGGAAACUCCGGUGCAAUUUUUUGAAGGGGAACUAUUAAUCCAGGACAUAAAUGACCACUCCCCAGUAUUCCCGAAUAGGGAAAUGCUCCUGAAAAUACCGGAAAACAGCCAGCCAGGGACUGUUUUUCCGUUGAAAUUAGCUCAGGAUUUGGAUGUGGGCAGCAAUGGUCUUCAAAAAUACACUAUCAGCCCCAAUUCUCAUUUUCACGUUGUCACUCGAAAUCAUAGUGAGGGCAAUAAAUAUCCAGAUUUGGUGCAGGACAAAGCACUGGAUCGAGAGGAGCAGCCUGAGUUCAGCUUAACCCUCAUGGCGCUGGAUGGCGGGUCUCCACCUAGGUCUGGCACCAGCAUGUUACGAAUCCUGAUCAUGGAUGUCAAUGACAAUGCUCCUGAGUUUGUGCACACUCCAUAUGAGGUGCAGGUUCUGGAAAACAUCCCCCUAGACUCCCCAAUACUUACUGUUUUAGCUAGGGAUGUAGAUGCUGGAAACUUUGGGACUGUUUCCUACAGUUUAUUCCAAGCAUCAGAGGAAAUUAAACAAACUUUCUCAAUAAAUGAAGUCACAGGAGAAAUCCGACUGACAAAGAAAUUGGAUUUUGAACAAAUUAAAUCUUACCACGUGGAAAUUGAGGCUACAGAUGGAGGAGGCCUUUCCGGAAAAGGCACUGUAGCCAUAGAGGUGGUAGAUGUGAAUGACAACGCCCCUGAAUUUACCAUACCUUCACUCACCUGCUCCAUCCCAGAAAAUGCUCCUGAGACUGUAGUCUCCAUCUUCCGAAUUCGAGAUAGAGACUCCGGAGACAAUGGAAGGAUGGUUUGCUCUAUUCCAGGUAAUCUGCCAUUCAUUCUAAAACCGACUUUAAAGAAUUUCUACACCCUGGUAACAGAGAGCCCUCUGGACAGAGAGAGCAGAGCCGAGUACAACAUCACCAUCACC